ACUGUCUACCGGAAAUGAAAAGCUGUAGAAGAAGAACGUAGCCCUCUCCCGCAAAUGUGCUAACUUACGCGGAAGCAGCAGAGUGUGCUAACUGGUUGCAUUAAUUCUACAAACAGGCACAUUUACCUGCUCUAAAAGGAGGGCCAAAGAAGUCAAAGAGCUGUGUCAGACCUGAAAGGUACAUCUGGACCUUCAGCUGAUCCAUCUACUGUUCACUGAAGGUUCAACAGAAAUGUUCUCAGUGGAAGGAUGGCUGUCAAGAAGCCAUUCUUAUACAGGGGAAAAUGGGGAGAAAGAGGUUGAGGUAUGUCAGAUUACACAAGAACUGGAUUAAAAAUCAGUAGCAACAGGUCUUCUGGAGCGAGGAAUCCAAAUUUGAAGUUUUUGGUUCAAAGGAGGAGGUCCCAAUACAAGAACAGUGAGUGUCUGUAGCCAUCUGUAAAAUAUAGUGGAGGCUCUGUCAUGGUUUGCAGCUGUAUUUCAGCCGGUGGUGUUGGAGAUCUUUUAAAAAAUUGUGAAAUGAUGAACACAGAAAAUGCCGUAAAAUCAGAAAAAAGCUGAUUGGCAGUGGUUUCAUUUUUGAGCAUGACACUGAUGACAAACACACUGCCAAUGCAGUAAAACAUACCUGGACAGAAAAGCACAGUGGCCUCUCCAGAGCCUGGACUUCAACAUUAUUGAAGAAGUAUGGGAUCAUCUUCACAGAGAAUGGAAUAAAUAGCAGCCAACAUCCAAAGAAGAGCUUUGAAUGUCCUUCAAGAAGCCUAGAGAACUAUUCCUGAAGACUGCUUUAAGAAAAUACAAGAAAACAUGCCUCAGAGAGUUCAUGCUGUGUUCAAGAAUAAAGUUGGUCAUAUCAAAUAUUCACUUUCAAGGUCAUUAGAAUUCUACAGACAUUUUUGCCUUGUAUACAGUUUUUAAAUUAUCAUUUAGGUUUGCACAUAUUUUCUAUUUUCCAAGCAAAAAUAUAAAGACAUUUUUAAAAGGUUUUGCAAAAUUUUAGUACACACAGAAUUACAUGCUAUCUUAAUUCACAUAAAAAGGAAUUCAUCAGUUGUAAUUAGUGGAACAGCUGUCACAUAGGAGUUACAGCAGGUCAUCCACCAGUUGGAAGGUUGGUGGUUUGAUCCUUGACUCCUCCAGUCAGCAUGUUGAUGUCCUUAGACGAGUAACCAAACCCUAGGUUACCCCCAGUGUAUCUACUGGACUGUGAGUCUGUUUUUGUUAAAACAAAAAGGUUAAAGGCAUAGAAAAGAUUGUUUUUGCCAUAAAAACAGUAGAAAAACAUGUAAGUACCAGUUCAUUUACACAGCCAUGUUAUUGUUGUUAGCGCCUUUUUAUUUUUCCCCCACAGUAGGCUUGCAUAAUCUCAGUUUGAAGAGAACAGAUCUGUAAUCAUUGAGAUGGUUGGACAUUCAUUACACUGUGUUUUAAAGUUUUCAGGCUUGGAUCCGAAGUCCUGUGCCAUUUUUCUUUUCUUGAGCCCAUCAUUUACUACUAUCACGGCUUCAUCCCUUCUUUAAAGCUCUAUUCUUGUGUAAAUUAAGGAAUUGUCUGCGGAUGGACUAAGUUUUGGAUUGGGACUAGGAAUAGGAUUAAGGACCACUUCCACAGCUAUUUGUGAAAGCAAGAAGUGAUCUCUAAAAGUCUGCAGGUGCCCCCCCUUCUUUUGUGUCAGCAGUGUCACCUACUCAGCCAACAUGUCUGAUGGCCGGAUCUAUGUCGGGAAUCUUCCCAUGGAUGUCCAGGAGAGAGACAUUGAGGAUCUCUUCUACAAAUAUGGAAAAAUUCGUGAAAUAGAAUUGAAGAACAAUAGAGGCACUAUCCCUUUUGCCUUCGUCCGAUUUGAAGACCCACGGGAUGCAGAUGAUGCGGUCUAUGGAAGGAAUGGAUAUGGAUAUGGGGACUCCAAGCUGCGUGUGGAGUAUCCUCGUUCUAAACCUGGCCCAAUGGGAGGUGGUGGAGGAGCACCUAGAGGAAGGUUUGGACCCCCAACUCGAAGAUCUGAAUUCCGGGUCAUAGUGUCUGGACUGCCACCAUCUGGAAGCUGGCAGGAUUUGAAGGAUCACAUGCGGGAAGCAGGAGAUGUCUGUUUUGCAGAUGUGCAGCGUGACGGAGAGGGCGUAGUGGAAUUUCUCCGUAGAGAGGACAUGGAGUAUGCACUGCGUAGAUUGGAUGGGACGGAGUUCCGUUCACAUCAGGGGGAGACUGCUUACAUCCGUGUGUAUGAGGAAAGAGGUACUCCCAACUGGGAUCGAUCACGAUCCCGUUCCAGAUCCAGAGGUCGCUAUUCUCCUUACUAUAACAGAAGAUCUCCCCCUGCGCGCUACCAGUCGCCCCCACGCCAUGCUAUGUCACGGCAUAGCCCACCUCCGAGAAGACACCUUCCACCACAUCACAGCCCACCACCACGUCAUUAUCGGUAGAAAGUCGCAUCAUUUUAAGGAAUUGGAUGAUUUUUUUUUGGGGGGGGGGGGGUUGUUUUUGUAAUUUUACAUUUGAUUUUUUUGUUUUUUGUUUUUUUAAAAACCUCAGGCCUCCUCAUAGGACACACCAUUUUUAUUUCUUGAUUAAAAACAUUCCAUGGUCAGGAACCCGUGAACAACCUGCUCCUCCCCACAGUCUUGUUUUUUUGGGGAGUUUUUUUUGUUUGUUAAACACCCAUACGUUAUCUGGAAACAGAAUUAUGUGUUAACUUUUUGUGAGAUAACCAUUUGACCAUUAUGUAACAUAUUGGAGGUUUCUUUUAUAAAGAAAUUCGGGAGUGUGAUGUCAAACAUUUAAAACAAAGUACACAUUUCUGCAGUCCUGCUUCUUGAAUUGACGUAAUUUUAUUUUUCAUGUGUCACAUCUUGGUAGCUUUAAGUAUGAAAGGGUGCGUUUUCUGUUUGGCCAAACCAAGAACCCAUAAAACUAAUCAGUAUAGUAAAAUUAGUGAACCCUUUUAGUGUAACACGUUGACUGUGAGACUUAAUUGUCCUUCGUUUUUUGGGGUUUUUCUUUGUGCGUGUAGGCCGCUGAUCGAGGUGGUCUAAAUGUAGUUUAUAAUUUUUAUGCAUCUCUAUCGUUGUUUUUUUUUUGUUGUUUUUUUUCUUUACCAAUAAAAUGCAAACUUUUACUGUGA
Molecule: messenger RNA, 3124 nt
Organism: Oreochromis aureus
Lineage: Eukaryota; Metazoa; Chordata; Actinopteri; Cichliformes; Cichlidae
Gene: srsf9
Product: serine and arginine rich splicing factor 9
Exons: 5
Coding region: 1701-2426 (241 amino acids)
Cellular component (GO): nucleus; ribonucleoprotein complex; cytoplasm
Molecular function (GO): mRNA binding
Source: RefSeq, a predicted model, not a curated record